This is a messenger RNA of Eurytemora carolleeae, 726 nucleotides long. RefSeq lists its product as uncharacterized. The coding region runs from base 28 to 726 and encodes 232 amino acids. Lineage: Eukaryota; Metazoa; Arthropoda; Copepoda; Calanoida; Temoridae. The record is from RefSeq and is a predicted model, not a curated record. The transcript has 2 exons.
UACUUUAACAUAAUUUAGUUUGACCGCAUGAUUGAGUUGGAGCCCGAACAUACUGCUAGAUGUAUCCUGGCUAGCACUCUUCUCUUGUACUCUCCAGCAGCUAUCCUCCUACCAUAUCAACAAGUUACUUCAGAUUUCAUAGCAUCUGGUACUGGAUACUUCACAGGGCUAGAACCAUCAUCAGGUCAAAGCAAUAUCCAAAUAUGUAAUGCUGUGAAUAUCUCAAUGGCUGUCGUAGUGAUAGUGUUUGCAUUCACCUUCAAUACUCUCUACCUUAAGUACAAGCAUGCUGUCAUAAUCAACAGUGAGGUUGGCCAAGCACAGAAAAAUUUAAUAGACAUAAAGACUGCCCUAACAGCAGUGACUAUUCUACUUCUUCUGGUUAGUUCUGCGAUUGUUGUUCAGAACUUUGUAGAUAGUGAGGAGACCCCGCUCAUACAACUUUUGCUGCCUUGCUGCACCGUAACAAUGAUCAACAUGUACUUCUGCAAAAAUCAGAAUGUAGUAGCACACUUCACUCAUUGGCUGAAGGGUAAAAGAGACACUUUAGAGUUCUCCUUGUUGAACUCAAUCCUGAAUAUAAUGUUGACUAGAUGGAGAAGAAGUAACCAUGUGUCUCCUAACACGGUUAAUAUUGAGAUGAAUGAUAUACGGCCAUCAACUGGAAAUGAUCAACCUGAUGGAAGAGAGACUUCUGCAGAAGCUGAUCAUGUCCCAUCCGAUUAG